Meloidogyne enterolobii is the source of this 808-nucleotide messenger RNA. NCBI's taxonomy places the organism in Eukaryota, Metazoa, Nematoda, Chromadorea, Rhabditida, Meloidogynidae. The record is from the annotation of a GenBank genome assembly.
UCUCUUCAAGAAUUGCUUGCAUGCAAACAAGGACAUGAUUUUAUUCUUUGUUUAAUUAGCCAUACUGAAUUUUACAGAUAUGAAAUGAGAGAAAGUGAAAAUGGAGCUCAAGAUUCAGAAAUGCCGUCAUAUUGUGGAGAAGAUAAUUUGGACGAAGUUGAAUCAGAAGAAGAAAAUUCCGAGAAUGUACAACUUUAAGCAUUUUAUUUUUGAUAUUUAAAAUGAUGUAUAAUUUUGUUUGUAAUUUUUUAAAUUAUUAAAAAAUUUUUUGUUUAUUUCAAAUAUAAUUUGUGUAUUUUUGCAAUAUUUUUAUUUUUUAAAUUUGAUUAUUCUUUACAUAGCCUUUUUAAUGGUUUUAAUGUUUGCUCGAUGUUCUACAAAUAUUUUAAAUUGCAACGAUAUUUAUUUUACAAGGAUUGUUUACCAAAGUUCAAAAGCUGCAUUGAGUAAGAAAGAAAUUGAGCGACAGAAAAAGGCGCUUGGCAAUGCCAGGGUUUCUUCGCGUAUUACUGGAAAAAUUAGAAAAUGGAUAAGAUUUUUAAAGGCAGAAAAUUCUGCUAUUCAAAAUUCAGUUACUGAGACGACAAAACGUUUUGAGUCAAAAUGCCCUGAACUUUCCCUUUCUGUUUUAAAUUCUUGGUAUGAGGCUCCAGAAGGAGUUCUUGUUGAAUUUUCCUUUCGUAAGUUAGAGAGUACUAACGUGCUAUCUGAAUUCUCUUCUAUUUUUAAAAAUGGUUCACAUGUUAUUUUGAAAUCAAGAAAUGCCCCUUCGACUGAGAUUCCAGCCGUUAUUGUGUAUUUCAGGUAA